GCGGCGGCGGCGCAGGCUGAGCGGCGGGGGCAGCUGGAGCUCCAGCGUCGCGCGCCCACCAUGGCCGCCCAGGCUGAGCCCGGCUACCUGGCCGCCCAGUCGGACCCUGGCUCCAACAGCGAGCGCAGCACCGAUUCGCCCAUGCCUGGCUCGGAGGACGACCUGGUCGCCGGGGCGCCCCCGCACUGCCCGGAGUGGAGCGAGGAGCGCUUCCGCGUGGACAGGAAGAAACUCGAGGCCAUGCUGCAAGCUGCAGCUGAAGGAAAAGGCAGGAGCGGGGAAGACUUUUUCCAAAAGAUCAUGGAAGAAACAAACACACAGAUUGCUUGGCCAUCCAAACUGAAGAUCGGAGCCAAAUCCAAGAAAGAUCCCCAUAUUAAGGUUUCUGGAAAGAAAGAAGAUGUUAAAGAAGCCAAGGAGAUGAUCAUGUCUGUCCUAGACACAAAAAGCAACCGGGUCACAUUGAAGAUGGAUGUAUCACAUACAGAGCAUUCACAUGUCAUCGGUAAAGGAGGCAACAACAUUAAAAAAGUGAUGGAAGAAACCGGAUGCCACAUCCACUUCCCAGAUUCCAACAGGAACAACCAAGCAGAAAAAAGUAACCAGGUAUCUAUAGCAGGACAACCAGCAGGUGUUGAAUCUGCCCGAGUUAGAAUUCGGGAGCUGCUUCCAUUGGUGCUGAUGUUUGAAUUGCCAAUUGCUGGAAUUCUUCAACCAGUUCCUGACCCUAAUUCCCCGUCCAUUCAGCACAUAUCACAAACGUACAACAUUUCAGUAUCAUUUAAACAGCGUUCCCGAAUGUAUGGUGCUACUGUCAUAGUACGAGGAUCUCAGAAUAACACUAGUGCUGUGAAGGAAGGAACUGCCAUGCUAUUGGAACAUCUUGCUGGGAGUUUAGCAUCAGCUAUUCCUGUGAGCACGCAGCUAGAUAUUGCAGCUCAGCAUCAUCUCUUUAUGAUGGGUCGAAAUGGGAGCAACAUCAAACAUAUCAUGCAGAGAACGGGUGCUCAGAUCCACUUUCCUGAUCCCAGUAACCCACAGAAGAAAUCCACUGUCUACCUCCAGGGCACCAUUGAGUCUGUCUGUCUCGCAAGGCAAUAUCUCAUGGGCUGUCUUCCUCUUGUCUUGAUGUUUGAUAUGAAGGAAGAAAUUGAAGUAGAUCCACAAUUCAUUGCUCAACUGAUGGAACAGCUUGAUGUCUUCAUUAGUAUUAAACCAAAGCCAAAACAGCCAAGCAAGUCUGUGAUUGUGAAAAGUGUUGAGCGAAAUGCCUUAAAUAUGUAUGAAGCAAGGAAAUGUCUCCUCGGACUUGAAAGCAGUGGGGUUACCAUAGCAACCAGUCCAUCCCCAGCAUCGUGCCCUGCCGGCCUGGCAUGUCCCAGCCUGGAUAUCUUAGCUUCAGCAGGCCUCGGACUCACUGGACUAGGUCUUUUGGGACCUUCCACGUUAUCACUGAACACUUCAACAACCCCAAACUCACUCUUGAAUGCUCUUAACAGCUCAGUCAGUCCUUUGCAAAGUCCAAGUUCUGGUACCCCCAGCCCCACAUUGUGGGCACCCCCACUUGCUAAUACUUCAAGUGCCACAGGUUUCUCUGCCAUACCACACCUCAUGAUUCCGUCUACUGCCCAGGCCACAUUAACCAAUAUUUUGUUGUCUGGAGUACCCACCUAUGGGCACACAGCUCCAUCUCCCCCUCCUGGCUUGACUCCUGUCGAUGUCCAUAUCAACAGUAUGCAGACAGAAAGCAAAAAAAUCUCUGCUUCUUUAAAUGGACAUGCACAGUCUCCAAAUAUAAAAUAUGGUGCAAUAUCCACUUCAUCACUUGGAGACAAAGUGCUGAGUGCAAAUCAUGGUGAUCCAUCUAUCCAGACAACUGGAACUGACCAGGCUUCUUCCAAGUCAAACCCUGUAGAAGGUUGUAAUGAUGCUUUUGUUGAAGUCGGCAUGCCUCGAAGUCCUUCACAUUCUGGGAAUGCUGGUGACUUGAAACAGAUGAUUGGUCCUUCCAAAGUUUCCUGUGCCAAGAGACAGACAGUAGAGCUACUGCAAGGCACAAAGAACUCACACUUACACAGUGCUGACAGGUUGCUGUCAGACCCUGAACUCAGUGCUGCGGAAAGCCCUCUGGCUGACAAAAAGGCUCCUGGGAGUGAGCGAGCCGCAGAGAGAGCAGCAGCUGCCCAGCAAAACUCUGAACGAGCCCGCCUUGCCCCACGGCCAUCAUAUGUCAACAUGCAGGCAUUUGACUAUGAACAAAAGAAGCUAUUGGCAACCAAAGCUAUGUUAAAGAAACCAGUGGUGACAGAAGUCAGAACACCUACAAAUACCUGGAGCGGCCUAGGGUUUUCCAAAUCCAUGCCAGCUGAAACCAUCAAGGAGCUGAGAAGAGCCAACCAUGUGUCCUAUAAGCCCACAAUGACAACCACAUACGAGGGUUCAUCCAUAUCCCUCUCACGGUCCAACAGUCGUGAGCACUUGGGAAGCGGAAGCGAAUCUGACAACUGGCGAGACCGAAAUGGAAUAGGACCCACAAGUCAUAGUGAAUUUGCAGCUUCUAUAGGCAGUCCCAAGCGCAAACAAAACAAAUCAACGGAACACUAUCUCAGCAGUAGCAAUUACAUGGACUGCAUUUCUUCGCUGACAGGAAGCAAUGGCUGUAACUUGAACAGCUCUUUCAAAGGCUCUGACCUCCCUGAGCUUUUCAGCAAACUUGGCCUGGGCAAAUACACAGAUGUCUUCCAGCAACAAGAGAUUGAUCUUCAGACGUUCCUCACUCUCACAGAUCAAGAUCUGAAGGAGCUAGGAAUCACUACUUUCGGUGCCAGGAGAAAAAUGCUGCUUGCAAUCUCAGAGCUCAAUAAAAACCGAAGGAAGCUUUUUGAACCACCAAAUUCCCGUACCUCUUUUCUGGAAGGCGGAGCGAGCGGGAGGCUCCCCCGGCAGUACCACUCAGACAUUGCUAGUGUCAGUGGCCGCUGGUAGCAGGACCUUCUAGGCACAGAGAAACUGUAGCUUGGACACAGAUGAUCUGUGAACAGACUUCGCUGCACACCAUCCUCAGCACUGUGGGUGUCUGGGAUCAGGACCAAAGCAUCUUAUUCACACCUGUACUUUAACAUCAAAAAGAAAGAAAAGAGAGAAGAUGUGCUUAGGUUGCCAUACAAACAUCAAAUGUGGAUAACUUGUCAAGUGGCAGUUGGACAGAAUUUUGCAGUAUGAGAAUUAGGGCUUUAUUUCUUUUUAUUUACCUAUAUAAUGUAUGCACUGAUUUUUUUUUUACUUAAAAUGAAGGAUUUUGACACCUGGGAUGCCAGAAAACUUACAAGUUUUUUUUUUGCUUGUUUUAUUUUGGUAUUUGGGGAUUUAAAAAAUAAUAAUCAAAUGGAAUUUUCUGGUACUGCUUUAAAAUUAUUGAGGUCUUUCAGCACUUUACACGUUCUGACUUCUUGUCCUGUGGAAAUUGUCUGUCUUUCUCAUUCUCUCUGUUAUUUUUAUGUCACCUGAUGUAUUGGUACAGAUCAGGUUUAGUCACGUUUUUCUGACUGUGUCAAAUUGUUCAAAAUGGUACUGGAUAUCAGUUGCUGUGUAGAGUAUUCUGGACUUUGGGAAAUGUGAGUCCACUUGGUUAUGGACCAAUUUUGCUCAUUUAUGUCAGCAUUCUAGAAAACCUUAGCAAAUGUGCCUUGUUCCCAGAAACCAGGUACCGACCAACCAAAUGGACUUUGCAAUAUUAACCCUUUUCAGUAUCUAUAUUUAGCUGCUGCCUAUAUCGCUAAAAUGAUUUUAAUGUUUGUCUCAAGGCAAAGGGCUGUUUUUUUAGUAUACUGCCACUACAGAACAUUUAUUUAUAUCAAACUUCUAUUUUUAGAUAUUAUAAGCAUACAGUACAUAAUUGAUGAGAUUGAUAUUUACUAGAGAUUUAUGGUAGAGAAUGAACGGCAUUCAAUAACUGGAGCCCUAGAUUGUCACUUUAUUUAAAAAGACAAAUAAUCAUCCGACAAGACAGCACUGUUGCCAUUAUGAAGAGAAAAGUUACAGUCCUUAAACUUUACCUACCUGGCCGCAGGAUUUUCCUAAAACUGUAUCCAUUGCUUGAAAUCAAUUUGUAUUCAUUGAUGGAAAAGCUUUAAGUAAACCCCAGUUUAUAAAGAAGGUGGAAUUCUGAAAGGGGAAAAAUGUUUUUUAAGUGGCUGGAUUUAUUGUUAACAAUAUUAUACUGUGAAAGUCCAAGAAAUCAAGCAAUGUUGUUUCCUAAGUAUUUUCAGACACUUUCUGGUGGAUUUACGGUUUUCAGUCCUUAAGAAACUCACUAAAGUGCCUCUCUUCAAAGCAAUAUUAUAUCCAAGUAUAUUAAUUUUUUUGGAAAAGUUUCCCAUAGUAAAUGCUGUCAGUUACCUGUAAUGAGUUAUUUGUGCUCAGUAUUCAAGACUUUCUUUGUGGACAUAAACCAUUCUCUUGCUCUCAGUAGAAGGCACUGAGUUGAGGACUUCCACAAACAUGGGAUAAGAAAUCCUUGCCUGAUGUUUUUUCAUGGCUAAUCCUUGCCACUCAGCUAAAAAGAAGUGACAUUUUGCCCACAGAAAAUGUUUUCACUUUAGAAAUUACCCUGAAGGCAUGCACAAUAAACUUAAACCCUAUCUCUGUAAGGAUGGAAAAGCAAAUACCUCCCUUUGCCAAGUAUUCUUCACUGGUCUUGUAUGCAAGUGUGCAGAUGACCAUGUGGUGUUCCCUCUCUCUCUUGUAUUCAUGCAACAGGCACAACAUACAACACAGUUCCAGGCCAGUUUUCUGCUCCACAAUCCAAUUUUCUAAAUUCUACACUUCUUUAGUGAGACCUUCCAUAAACAAAACAAUCACAGCUUUUACCCAGCUCUCUCUACCACAUAUUUGGAGUGGGAGGAAGAUGGAAUUUACAUUCAGUAUUAACUUGGUAGAGGUUUUAUGAACGGUGCUUUGAUAUUAUGUCAAAGGGAAAAUUGUCCACUUAAACUAGAUUAAAUAGGAUGGCGAAAAGAAUAAAUUAAAACACUGGAAAAUAUUUUUUCUCACUUUCUCUUGAUGCAAUGAAGGGAAUAUGACACUACAGAAAACAGAGUUGUUGGUAUUAAUAAUGCACAAAAGAGUAGAUGGAUUAUUUGAAUAAAUGUUAGCUUUUAAUCUGUGCCUUAAUAAUGAUUGGUUAUCUGUAAAUAGAGGACAGAUACAGAUUGUAUUUUGUGUGGGUUUUUGUCCUUUUAGUCACUUUUUUUAAAAAAAUGAGAAAUGGAAUUAACAUUGAGAAUGGGAAUUUUUUGUAAACUAAUCAGUUGUUACAUGAGAAAUAAAUUUAUAUAACCCCUUUGUAUUGCUCUUGA
Molecule: messenger RNA, 5357 nt
Organism: Dipodomys spectabilis (banner-tailed kangaroo rat)
Lineage: Eukaryota; Metazoa; Chordata; Mammalia; Rodentia; Heteromyidae
Gene: Bicc1
Product: BicC family RNA binding protein 1
Exons: 21
Coding region: 61-2985 (974 amino acids)
Cellular component (GO): cytoplasm
Molecular function (GO): RNA binding; protein binding
Source: RefSeq, a predicted model, not a curated record